Micromonas commoda is the source of this 1287-nucleotide messenger RNA. RefSeq lists its product with no specific name. The coding region runs from base 1 to 1287 and encodes 428 amino acids. The transcript has a single exon. NCBI's taxonomy places the organism in Eukaryota, Viridiplantae, Chlorophyta, Mamiellophyceae, Mamiellales, Mamiellaceae. The record is from RefSeq and is a predicted model, not a curated record.
AUGCCCCCCGCGGGCGAUGACUACGAGCCCACCAUGGGCGCGGUCCAGCUCCUGGUCCAUCGCAGGCUCCGAACCGUCCAGAAACGGGUCGCCAAGAUCGCAAAAGCCGAGGAGAAGCGAUCGGCGGGCGGCGAGAUCGACGACCAGCAAAAGGAGCUCAUCGACGGCAAGCCCCUGACGAUGGCGCUGCUCGAGGAGUUCACCAAGCUGAGCCAGGAGGUCGAGAAGGCGGUGGAGGAGGAUCGUCUCGCGGUCCUGCGCGAGGAGCGCGCCAAGGUGGCGGCCAAGGCUGAGCGCUCCGCGGCGAGGCGAGCCGCCGCGGCGGGCGAUCGCCCCGACGAGGCGACGAAGGCUAACGAAGCCUCCGCCGCGCCUCCCGUCCCACCCGUCGACGGCGGGGCGACGCGAACGACGGGGAAGAAGCCGGGAAGGAGAGGAGGAGGUCGCGAGUCACCCGCGGACGGUGCGGCGCCGCCCGCCCGCGAACCCCUCGCGUCGACCCCCAACCAACCACCACCCGCCGAGAUCCCCCAGGUGGUGGACGCCCCCGCCGCCGCCAAGCCGAGGCGAGAGCGCGGCGGCCGCGGCAAGAACAGACGACGCGAGGGCGACAUCGGCGACGCCGACACCCGGGCGGCGCCUGCCCCGGGACCCGGCGCGGGACCCGGCGGACCCCCGGGCGGUGUCUUCCCAGGACACCAGCAAGGUCCUUUCCAGCAAGGACCCGGCGCCCCCGUGGCGACCGUCGACGGCGUCAGCUUGAGGUUCGGAAGCCUCGGCGUGAACGGCCCACCCGCGGGCCAGUCGAGGCCCCCGGACGGAUCCGUCGCGACGGAGGAGGAGCGGGCGCGGCGACCAGAGACGGUCGCCGCGACUUUGCCAAAACCGCCGGUCCCCGUCGAGAUGACCCCCGCCGAGAUCAACCUCGCCGACUACGGCUUUGACGACGAGUACGGCGCUCCGGACGACCUCGUGGACGACAACGUCUUCCACGUCGCCCCGCACGUCGCCCCACGCUUUGACGACGUCGGCGGGGCGCCUCGAGUCGAUUCGCGUGCGCGGGGCGAUCGGUCGUCGGCGGCGACGGGCGGGCAGCGGCCGGCGGGCACUCGAGCGGCCGGGCACUCGUCUCGGGAGAAGGUCGGCGGCGGCGGCGAACGGAGGGACGCCGGCGGGCGCGGGCGCGGCGGCGAGAGGAGGGACGGCGGCGGGGGUGGCGGGAAUCGCGGCGGCGGAAGGGGAGGGCGCGGCGGGCGGGGUGGGCGGGGGCGACCCGGCGUGGAGUGA